AUGCGAGCUUGGCUCGCCCUAAUCGUGCUUGGAAUAGGCACAUCUAUAGGGAAAGAAAUCGCUUUGAAUUUGCCAUGUAACAACGAAUUGGAUGGUUUAUUGGCUCAAGAUCCAGAAGGAAAUGAGUCGGCUUUUCUGCAAUGUGUUGCCGUUGAUGGAGUCAAUGGAAUCGGUUUUUGGGAGCGAAAAUUCUGCCCAAACAAUAUGAUCUUUGAUUUCGUCGGUCAGCAAUGUAAAGACGAUGACAAGAAACAUCACUACAGAAAAGAGGCCAACAAAUUCAACAUUGCCAUUUUAAACAACUCUUGUGCUCGAGGAGAGCAAUGUAUUGGUGGAACGGUUUGCGAUUUGGAGACAUUGAGAUGUUUGUGCCCGUAUGGAACACAAGCCGAUCUUGAUACUCUUUCGUGUAUCACUCCUGGAAUGCCCAAUCAAUUCAGCACGUUCACUGGAUUCAAGCCACAACCAUCUCAAUUCGGAUCAAACACCGGCGGAAACAUUGAAGUCGGAUUUCUACCGAAUCCUGGUCAACCUCAACCACCACAACAAUCACAGUUACCCUUCAAUUUCAACUUUAAUAUGAAUAAGAAUGGUAUGUCUCCCGAAACACCAAGCGGUUUUCCAAGCGGUUUACCCGAUUUCUUAAUGCCAAGCUCGCAAAAUAGUGGAAUCGACUUCAAGCCGAAUCCCUUUAUGGUACCGCCUAUGUCAAAGAAGAUCCCGAUUCUCGCUCCACCGGGAAAAUCGUGUAAAGAAGGCGAGUUGUGCACGGGUGGAUCGUUGUGCACCCGGCCGAUUGGAAUGUGUCUCUGUCCGGGCGAUUUGGAGGAAAGACAAGGGGAAUGUGUUCUACCAGAGAGAGCGGCUAUCAUCAUCACGAAAGUUGGCAUCGGCGCUAUUUGUGGUGAUUUGGCCGAAUGUGAUCAUGGAUCAACGUGCGUGAAUGGUCGUUGUAUGUGCGUUGCACCUCUUUUGCAAGAGGACGGUCGUUGCAUCAUGCAACCACAACACAAGGAAGUCGGUCCCGGAGAGUUGUGUGAUAAUGGCGAAGUUUGUGUGAAAGGGUCCGUUUGUGACUCGGUAAUCCCAGUGUGCGUUUGCCCUGCAGAUACUGACCUCCGCGAUGGAGAAUGCGUUCGGAUCAAGAGCAAUUUCAUUCGCCCACUACCAGCUGUCGCUCCAUGGGCUACCCCAACUCCUCAAUACCAAACUCAGCCACCAUCAUCAGCUAUUCCUCUGGUACCUGUUGAGCCUUACCAUCCUCCACAACCUAUUCAACCAAUUCCAUCUCUUCCACCAAUCCAACCAAUCUCAAAUGUUCAACGACCGGGCGUCUCCUCACCCGAUCAACCCUAUCAUCCUAUCACCUACACAACUCCAUCACCGCUUCAACCCUUUCCACAAGCCACCGCUUCACCCCAACGCCCACAACAACCAUUUGUGCCCAUUCAGACUCAACCACCACAGCCAGAACGACCCACAUAUCCGUUGCCGAACUUUCAAACUCAACCACCCAAUAUCAUCACAACGCCGAGACCAAUCCCCGCAUAUAAGACUGCUCCUCCAAACUAUGUAGGACCACAAUCGUAUCGAGCCAUUAACACUCCACCAUCACAAUCCGUCAAACAGAAUAUCAUCAAACUUGGUGGUAGUAAGCAAGCUGGUGUAGGAGUUAGAUGCUCUUUGAAUACUGAUUGUAUGGUUGGUGCAUAUUGCAAUGGAAAUACCAAUCCUCCGUCGUGUCAAUGCCUCUCCACUCAUGUAAACGUCGAUGGAAAGUGUGAAAAAGUGAUCUAUCCGGGACAAAUCGGAUGUUUAAACGAUGCUCAAUGCACUUCAGCCUACACAGGAACGAAAUGUAUCGACAGAAUUUGUGUUUGUCCUCAAGGGAAGAAAGCCGUUGAUCAGACUUGUGUUCCUGGCAACACGACGAAAUGUGAGCUAACCGCCGAGUGUCCUCCAAGCUUUCAUUGUGUGCAUAAUCAAUGUAUCUGUCCCUCAACAACUAUCGCAAUUGCUUCGAAAUGUGUUUCCCCUACUAAUAUUAAUUGUCUAUCUGAUUCGAAUUGUCCAAAAAGCAUGCAGUGUGGCUUCAAUAAUAUCUGUGAAUGUCCAAUGAAAGGCGUGUUUUUGCAUGGGAAAUGUUGGAGUAAUAGCGAAGCAAGAGAGAAAAGAAGUUUGAAGCAAAGAAGAGAAGCUCAAGUCGACAGUUCGAUGGUUUGUUGGCCUGGUGCUUCGACAUGUGCCGGUCAUCGAGGGAUCUGUAUCAAUGAUAUCUGUCAUUGUUUGGAGGGAUUUUUGGAAAAGAGUGGUCACUGUGUAGAGAAUCGAAUUCCAUUGGGAGGAAAUUGUGAAGGAGAUGGUGAAAAUCUCUGCACUUCUCCAUUAGAAUGCGUGGAUGGAAGUUGUACAUGUACUCUCGCAAUUGGAUGCUCGAAGAAACCAAAUCCCCAACAAGACUCUCCAGCCAAGCAGAAUUGCCCACCUGGCACUGUUUUUAAGAGAGGUCGUUGUGUGGAUGUGCCGGGAGCAUUUGUGAGUCUAAAUGCGGCUUGUUCUUCACAAGAUCGUUGCAGUUCCGGUUCUUUAUGCGUCAAUGGAGUUUGUAAGUGCAUUGAUGGAGCAACAGAGAGAAAUGGUCGAUGCCAUCAAUACCCAGGUGGCCGUUGUUCGAAUGGAGAAGCUUGUGAUGGGGAUGCCACUUGUGAAUUGGGUAUUUGUAAAUGCGCUUAUGGCUUUACUCUCAAAGAUGAUCAAUGCAUCGCAGCGGUGGCUCAACCAGGAGCCUCUUGUCAACUCGGACAAGUCUGUACUCAAGGCAGUAAAUGUCGAUUUGGAAUCUGUAUGUGUGUUGGAAAGACCUAUCUAACGGAUAAGAAAUGUGUGGAAAAGGGAAUUGUACUGAUAAAUCAGAAAAAAGAAGUCACGAAGAUGAAAACAUCACCAAUGACUGUUACAAGAACGCUUCUAACCACCAUCACUCCAAUCUCUUCAACUCCUUUACGAUUUUCUCACCGUAAAGACAAAGAUUUUGAAAGAGGACCAGGUCAAAUUUGUGAAGUGCCAAAACAUCGUUGCAUAAAAGGAUCAAUUUGUGUUGAAGGUUUUUGUAUUUGUAUGGAAAAUGAAGUAAUCAUUAAUGGAGAAUGUGUAAGCAGUGAGAAACAAGCAAUAGAAAUUAUCAAUCAAAUUCAAAUCAGUGCACCUGGUCAACCGUGCAAUAAUCAAUCAGAAUGUGUUGGUGGUUCGAGUUGUGUGAAAGAGAUUUGUACUUGUCCACCAGAGAUGAUUAUUUCAUUGGGUGCUUGCGCCGAUGAUCCAGCAAAGCAGAAAGCCAGCUCAACACCAGGAAUGUUAUGCGUAACUUCUAUCGAGUGUCCAUUGAGAACCGAAUGCUUGAGAAAUGUUUGUAGAUGUAAGCCAGGAGAAACUGUAGUUGAGAACAGUUGUCAAGAAGCGAUCAAUCAAGUUCUACCAGGUGGCCAAUGUAAAAAGGGAUACGAUUGUGUUGGUGAAUCUCAGUGUCGAUUUGGUGUGUGUACUUGUGGAGCAAAACUUGUCAGUGAUGGGAAAGAAUGUGUCUCAAUCGAGAGUCUAUCACAAGUUCAACCAGGAAACUCUUGUGAUAACUCAACGAUUUGCAUGGGAGGAUCGAUUUGCUUGGAAAACCUUUGCACUUGUCCUCCUGAAUAUAUUGAAGAUGCUAAGAAAUGCGUCUUGAGGUCAAUCACAGUCUAUCACAAGUACGCUGGAAAUGAGGCUCAAAAUGAAAUCGUUGAUCUAACCGGAGCUCCGCUUAUCAACCAAGCAAUGCCAAGAUUUGCUUAUUUGCCAACACUUGGAGAGAAUUGUGAAACACUAUGUCGAGAUGGAGCUUCAUGCAUUCAACACUACUGUCAAUGUGUUGGUGAAUUCUUUGAGUACACCGGAAAGUGCAUUCACAAAAGUGAAGCCGAUGCCUUAUUCAAUUCCCAAGUGCACAGCAUUAGUUACAAUUUUUUGCCAGCAAAUGCUAGCUCAGAUCUAGCAAGAAAUUAUGGAAUCAAUUUAGAAGGUGUUCCCAAUAUUUUACUCGGUCAUAAAUGUACACAUCCAACCGAUUGUCCAGCAAAUGCUUUCUGUUUUGGUCAAGCAUGUCGCUGUCUUUAUGGAUUUAGAGCAACUGCUGGUUAUUGUGAAGUAGUGAUUCCAUUGGGUGGUGAGUGUGUCUCGGGAAAUCAAUGUGAGGGAGAUGCGACUUGUGUUGAUGGUAUUUGCACUUGUGUGAAACCUGAAACAAAAAGAUGUCGACCGGCUAAACUAGCAAGACCUGGAGAUAACUGUAUGAGGAAUCAAGUUUGCAGUUACAACUCAUUUUGCAGUACGAUUAGUGGUGUUUGCGAGUGUCCACCUGGAAUGGAAACAAUUGACGAUCGAUGUAUUCAAACGGAUCAACCAAGAGGGCGAUUCUGCUUAUCAAGUAGAAGUUGUCACAAGUUCAGUUAUUGUGACAAUGGGAGCUGUGUUUGUAAGAAUAGUUAUGUCUUGGCUAAUGGUUUUUGUGUUCCGCAACCAGGUCGAAUCUCAAAUGAAGAACUAUUUGAUUUGGUUCGUCAAAGUUAUUACAGCUAUAAAGGACAAGCUUUUAGUGGAUAUGGACAAGAUUUUAUGCCUUUUACUCGAUCAGAUUCAUCUUGGGCACAAGCUCGAAUUCGAGCGGAAUUAGAUAGAAGUACAGUUAAUCAAGAGGCUGAAGAAAGGAAAGCAAAAUUCCCAACAAUAUCCACAAAUCCAUCAACUUCUUAUCUUUCCACCUUGCCAUCAACAAUCCCUACAAUUUCUCCCGUGCAAACAAUGGCGAUUCCAAGCUUUCCAUUUCUUGCUGUAAAUGUGCCAAACAAAAAUAACAAUCUACCACCUUUUACAUUCACUGCGGAGAAUUUAAAGCAAGGUGGGACUCCAGUUCAAGUGAAUGUCAUUCCUCCAUCGUAUCAGAUUCAGAUUCCAACAAGCAAUCAACGCUUGACUUUCAAUAGACCACCAAAUAUUGAUGCUUAUCUGAAUCCAAAUCCUAACUAUAUAGAAAAACCAGCGAAUGUUGAAGAACCGGAUAAAGUUCUAGGUUCACCAGAGGACACAGAAACAGAAAACACAACUUCUUCGAUGAAAAAACUUGCUCAACCAGGCGAGUUUUGUGGAGAUGAGUUUGAAUGCGCUGGGAAUUCCUAUUGUGAUCAUGAUUUUUGUCGAUGCCCUAGAGGAAGUAAAUCAAUGAAUGGAUUUUGUACAAGAAGAAAACACAUGCUUCCAUCCAUUUACAAUGAGAAAGUUGAUGCAGUGAAUGCAGAAGAACAGAAACAGUUUUCAAAUCCUUUAGAAUCAUGUGAGAAUGGAGAAUUUUGCACGGCUGGAUCUGAAUGUUCAGCGAUUUCUGGGCUUGGAAAACUUUGCCAGUGUCCAGAUACUCAUUUUGUGCUAGAUUCUGAAUGUGUUCAGUUCCCAAAAAAUGCUUUAGCAUCAGGCGUUGGGCAAUCAUGUGCUAAAGGAGAAUUGUGUCUAGGUGGCUCAAAGUGUCGAGGGAAAAUUUGUCUCUGUCUCGACGGGACAGAAGAGCUUUUCGGGAUUUGUAUUAAAAAAGCCAGUCCAGGGGAUUCUUGUUCAAAUGGAGAAAUCUGUAUGGAGGGUUCAACCUGCAAACGAAAUCAUUGUCUUUGCCCAAUUGGUACAAUCUCUUUCAAGUCAAAGUGUAUUGUGGAAAGAGUUGAGGGACUGCCAGGCACACCUUGUACAACCGAUCGAGCUUGUUCCGAAGAUUCUUAUUGUUCUGAUCAUAAUAUUUGUGAAUGUCCACCGUUUCAUAUAAACUUUGGCAAGAAUUGUAUAAGAGAAGAAGUCUUAAAGAGUCCGAAUGAAGGCUGUAAUCACUUAAGCAUUUGCACGAAUGGAACAACGUGUGAAGAUGGUAGCACAGCACCAUUUGCUGUUCUUCAGAAAAUACGAGUUUUAGUGAACGAAGUGGUGACUUCUCCGCCUGGCGGCAGUUGCUCUGGAGAACGUGAAUGUACUGGAGGAUCAAUCUGCCGCGAAGGAUGGUGUGUCUGUCCACAUCAUACAAUGAUCGUCCAGAAGGGAAUCUGUGUGCAGACCCAGCCUCGACCAACCAUCCCUCCACGACCUUCUCCUCCACUCCCAGCCACCACACCACGUACAUUCCCAACCUAUCCAACUGCCCCUCCUCAGACCCAGCCUCCCAUUUCUCAAACUCAGCCUCCUUCACCUCGACAGCCGAUUGUUUUAGGCCGAAAGGCUACCCCGGGAGCCCAAUGUGGACCUCUCGACACUUGUGUGGGCGGAUCUAUGUGUGUGGAGGGCUUCUGUCUCUGUCCUGCUGGCUCUCAAGCUAGUGAAUUGGGUCGUUGUCUCCCAGCUACGACCAUUCCCGCUUCAACCAGCCCACCGAUCAAGCUACCCACUCAACCAACACUUGGAGGUAUUCUAAGAGUUCGCCCCACCCAACCGGCACAACCACCGCCAGUUUUUGCUUCCUUGCCGCCACGCCGCCCAGCCGCCAGUAUUGAAGUGCCGCUAACACCAAGCGCGAGUAACCUCGUUUCUCCUACUCCCACAACUCCCACAACGACUUUUACUUCGAACGAAAAAGAAGACGAUUCCGAAUGUCGAGCGAUCGGUUUAAUUUGCAAGGGGAACACGGUGUGCCGAAAUAAAUCGUGUCAAUGCCCGGAUGGACAUGUGCUACUGGGAGAUGCGUGUGUUCUGCCGGAAACUGAGAAAAAAGCCGCAAGACGAGGGAAAAGUUGGAGUCAAGCUCAAAACUCGAAAUAUGCUCGUCCAAUGGAGGAUUGCUCUCAUGGAGAACAAUGUGUUGGUGGUGCUGAGUGCGCCGCGUUGUCCGAUGGAACAACUCGAUGCAUCUGCCCAAUCGAGAAACCGGUGCCAAAGGGUGAUUGGUGUGUGGCCGAAGAACCGCAAAAGAAAAUCGGAUUCCCUGGAGGCGCAUGUGAUGAGAACACUGUUUGCGCACGAGGAUCCACAUGCCAAAAUGGUUUCUGCCGCUGCCCAGUUGGACAGAUUUCCAUCGCUGGAAUGUGUACCACUCCUCCUCCAGCUCCUCAACCAACUACCCCUUCUGCUCCAGUCCCAUCAGCUCCAAUCGUUCUCCGAAAGAGAGCCAAUCCUUUUGAUUCGUGUGAAGAAGGAGAGAUUUGCACUGGUGGAUCCAGCUGUGACGAGGACACUGGUCGUUGCAUGUGUCCAAUUGGAAUGAUUGUGAUGAUGAACGAGUGCAAAUCGCCUCCAACCACUGCGAAGACGCCCGUGAUCAAGUCGGCCGAGUGCCAAAACGAUGCCGAAUGUGGCGCGAAUCGGGUUUGCGUCGUGGGUGCAUGCAAGUGUCGACCGGGAUUUGUCGACAAUGCCGGCAAAUGUGAACCGCUUGAAGCAGUUGAAUUCAACGAGCGUCCAGCUCCGGUCUCCUAUGCUAAGCACAAGGUGCAAAGUCUAGCAAGAGAAGAAGAAGUGAGCGCCGAAGAGGCCGCCACCAGGCCGACACCCAGGCCACGAGUGAAAGGAUUACCGAUUAGAAGACCGAAGCCAAAGCCAAAGCCAAAAUCUGGUGGUUCUAGUGGCGGUGGCGGAGGAUCAGGGAUGUCGAGUCGAAAAACGAGCAAUGGAGAGGGAUUCUGCCCUCCAGGCAAUGAGCCGACUCGAGACGAAGAAUCCGGAAAGAUCAUCGUCUGCAAUGGGAUAGAGCCGAAUUGCCCACCCCGCUCCUAUUGCUAUAUCACUUCAGCAUUUACUCGCGCUCCGCUAGUUUAUGGUCAUCCAUGUAUCGAGGGAGUGGAUAAAUGUCGGAAUGGAGCAUCAUGCAUUGAUCAUGUGUGCAAAUGUUCACCUGGAGAGAUGUUGAAUGCUUCUGCUCAUUGUACUCCAAUCACCAGAGCACCACUUCAUUUCCCGCCAACAACGACUGAAUCCUACUUUCUGCCGUACACAGCACCAACAACUCCAAGGGUUCCCAUUGUACGAAUUGAAACGAUCUCUCCGAAAACUCCAGAUGUUGUUAGUUGGAUGAAGCCUAAACCAGAUCAAUUCUCUUCAAUGCCAUCAAAAGAGGUAGCAAUUGGUGGCAGUUGUACCCUGUUUGAUGACUGUCUUCGUGGUAGUGAAUGUAUCGAAAGCGUUUGUCAAUGUCCACCAACAACAAAUCUAGAAGAUGCGGAAUGUGUUAAAGAACAUCGUCGAGACAUCGCUUUCCCAGGCGAUAGCUGUGCUUUGGGACAAUUGUGCGCUGGGGGAUCAAUCUGUGACAAUGACUCAUCGAAAUGCAUUUGUGGAGCUGGAUUUAUCAAAAUGGGAAGACGAUGCAACAAUAAAGAUGGCCCUCGUUUUGCAGCACCCGGUGAUCGCUGCGGUCGAGGAGAGGAAUGCUCGGGUGGAUCAUAUUGUGAAAAAAGAAAGUGUGUCUGUGAUGCCCAGCAUUAUUCGAGCAGUGGCUACUGCAGGCCGAUUGGUUCACCGAAUUCCGAUGUGAGACUAGAUGGGAAUGGACUUCGGUUCUCUUCAAAGCAAAUACCGCCAAGACCAAGAGCUCAGGAAUGCAAUCCGUUUGAGUGUCGACUUCCGGAAUGCUUCUGCAGUCGAUCAGGAAAAGAACCACCAGCUGGCCUCCAACCAGAGCAGAUUCCACAAUUUAUUGUGCUCACCUUUGAUGACUCGGUGAAUGGCCGUACUUUGUCAGAUUACAAGAAAAUUUUCGAUAGUGAUCGUUGGUUCAAUCCCAACGGUUGUCCAGUGAGAGGAACGUUCUUCAUCUCGCACGAGUGGACGAACUACGAUGCUGUACAAUGGAUUCACCGACGAGGACAUGAGAUUGCUUCAAAUUCAAUCACACACACAUCAUUGGAGAACGAGGAUUCAAGGAGAUGGCUUGGGGAAAUGGAUGGAAUGAGGAGAAUGUUGUCGAAAUUCGGUGGCGCUGAUGAGGCUGAAGUUGUUGGAAUGAGAGCACCUCAAUUGGCUACUGGAGGAGAUGCUCAAUUUGAGAUGAUGAUGAGAGCCGGAUUCUUGUAUGAUAACACGAUGACAGCCAAUCCUGGUUUGGACAGCCCACCCUAUUGGCCACAGACAAUGGACUACAAAGUGUCGUUUGCUUGCAAUGACAAUAAGUGUCCAGAUAGAUCUUUCCCUGGUAUCUGGGAGAUUCCGAUCAAUCAAUUCUAUGGCGGCUAUAUGAAGCAAAUCGACAGCCAUCGACGGGCAAGCAUGCUGAGAGCGGCCACACAUUUGGAUGCGUCAAUGAAUGAAUUGGUGGACAUGUUGAUGACAAACUUCGAAAGAGCUUACCAUUCGAAUCGAGCUCCUUAUGUGCUCACCCUAAACGCCGACUUCCUUCAGUUAAACAACACAGAUAUUGGAAUGAGAAGCUUUGUUCGGUUCAUGGAUGAAAUCUCAAAAAACAAGGACGUUUACUUUGUAACACUUGAACAAUUGGUGAAAUGGAUGCAGAGACCGACCACAUUGCAAGAGGCUCCACAGAGCGAGGCGCUUCGUUGUCGUCGUGCUUUCUCCGAUCUUUCCAAAGCCACCUGCGCCAAGCCGAACAAGUGCAUGUACCGUACGCCCGAUCUCACAAGUCCCGAGCAUCAAUUCCUUACCUGUGCCCCGUGCCCCGAUGUGUAUCCAUGGCUUGAGAACCCUGUGGGCACAACU
This is a messenger RNA of Mesorhabditis belari, 9708 nucleotides long. NCBI's taxonomy places the organism in Eukaryota, Metazoa, Nematoda, Chromadorea, Rhabditida, Rhabditidae. The record is from the annotation of a GenBank genome assembly.